AUGGCUUCAAUCAGCCACGAUGUAAAGGCUGUUGAAGCCAACUUCGAUCCGUAUUCCCCUACACAACGACAACUCAGCCCUUUUGACGAAUGCGACUCUCCCACCCCAAAAAGUUUAUCACACUGGGAGACGCAAGACACCCUCCCACCUUCGCCGAACCCAUGUCUUCUUCCCCCUGGCAGCCCAGCAGGUAGUGAUUUCGAUCCUUCGCGUGGAGCAAAGCCAUUUUCUCCGUUUUACACACACCCAACGACCCGUACAUCUCUCGAACAAGUGAGAAGUGAGGCGCAGGCAUGUUGCCAAGGAUACAAACUGCACGACGCAGAGAAUGGCUAUCAGGCGCCCAUUAAGCCAUCAAUGGAUUGCCAGGGAAGUGAUAGAGGGCUGUGGAGGGUUGGCCCAAACAACGCACAGAAGAAGUCCAAAUGGCUAGGAAGGCUUAGCCGGAAACAGAGACUCGUCGUCAAGGUGCUGAUUGCGUUAUUUAUCGCUGGAGCUAUGGUCGGAAUAGGAUUGGGUAUUUCAAUUUCUCUCGGUGGGGGGGUUUGGAAAUCCAAAAACCAGCAAGCGGAGAUUCCAAAGCCAGGAUGA
Messenger RNA from Histoplasma capsulatum G186AR, 591 nucleotides. RefSeq lists its product as uncharacterized. The record is from RefSeq and is a predicted model, not a curated record. NCBI's taxonomy places the organism in Eukaryota, Fungi, Ascomycota, Eurotiomycetes, Onygenales, Ajellomycetaceae. The coding region runs from base 1 to 591 and encodes 196 amino acids. The transcript has a single exon.